AUGCACUUCACCAACGCUCUCCUCGCCGCCGUUGCCGUCGCCGGCUCCGUCUCGGGCCUGGCCGUCCGCCAGACCCCAAUCUGGCAAACCCUCCCGGCCACCCCGGCGCUCCCCAACCCCAUCUCCACGGUCAAGACACCCAUUAACGGCAUCCAAAUUUGGUUCCAAAAGUACAACGAAAAGGCCGGCGGCGUGCCCAUUCUUGUGGCCCACGGCGGCCUCGGCUACUCUGCCUACUUUGGCGCCGUCAUCACCCGCCUCAUCGCCGCGGGCCACUAUGUCAUCGCCGUCGACCGCCGCGGCCACGGCCGCACGACCUACAACAAGGGCGACGUCUUCACCUACGACCAGAUGGCCCUCGACACCCACGCCCUGCUCGAGGGCGCCGGCGUGACGUCCUACCAUAUCGUCGGAUGGUCCGACGGCGGCAACACCGCUCUCGCGGCGCUGGUCAACCCCGUCACGGCCAAGCCCAUCAACAAGGUCUUCCUCUUUGGCGCCACAGCCAACCCCUCCCAGUCCAACGUUACUUUCAGCGACACGGCCAUCUUUUCCACCCUUGUCUCGCGCUGCGCGACCGAGUACGCCAGCCUCCAGCCCGGCGCCAACUUCACCGAUUUCGCCACAAAAGUCUCGACGAUGGAGAACACCCUGCCGCAGUUCACUGCCGCCCAGCUCAAGGCCAUCCCCGGUGCCAAGAUUAUGAUUGCCGGCGCCGAGCACGAUGAGGCCGUCAACCUCGACGUCCCCGCUACCCUGAACAAGGCCAUCCCCGGCAGCCGGCUCACCAUACUCACCGGUGUCAGCCACUUUGCGCCCAUGCAGGACCCCGUCCAGUUCACCAACGCUGUCACCGCCUUCUUCGCAUCAUAA
Molecule: messenger RNA, 873 nt
Organism: Colletotrichum orchidophilum
Lineage: Eukaryota; Fungi; Ascomycota; Sordariomycetes; Glomerellales; Glomerellaceae
Exons: 1
Coding region: 1-873 (290 amino acids)
Source: RefSeq, a predicted model, not a curated record